Molecule: messenger RNA, 2218 nt
Organism: Candidula unifasciata
Lineage: Eukaryota; Metazoa; Mollusca; Gastropoda; Stylommatophora; Geomitridae
Source: the annotation of a GenBank genome assembly
AUGACAGAAGUGCAUAUUCCCAAAGGUCAAGCUGUGACCCCAGCAUCAUUACCAAGCAUUGCUUGGUAUGAGUUCCUUUUGAAUGAGAAAUUGCUGAAGGAGCAUCUCAGUCAGGAGAAUCCAGAUCCCACUCCUUGCCAGUUGAUUAUACAGUUCCUUCAGCAAGCAGAGGUAGAGAUGGCAGCGGUCAUUCAAGCUGCCAAUGAGAAGAAAGUUCCAGGACUGCCAGGGGCAGUUUCUAUACCUUUGAAUAAAGUGGAAGAAGAACCUAAGCCAAUAGAACCAACAAAAAAGGUGAAGGCCUUACGUCUGCUGGCUGUGAAAGUGGGAUGUUACCUCAGGUGGAAUCUUGCUGCAAUGGAAAAGGGAGUGCCAAUCCCCAUACUGCAAGCCUUGUUGAUCCAGCUGCUGCAGAUUUGUGUUCCUACUGUGAUAGACAACAUCCAUAACCCUGAUCUGGAGGUGUCCAGUCUCUCGGACCUGGGCUUGUUUGUGGUUCAUCUGUUCCAUCGAUGGUGUGUCCGCAGUGUUGUUCGUGACAGUUUUCCCACCAAGCCUGUCAAGCAAGCUUUUGUACCAGUACCUGGCCAGCUGGAUCCAAACAUUGUGAUGGCACAAGCCACAGACACCAUUAUCAGGAAGUUUAAGGAAGAGCUGCCAGCUUCCAUGAUCUUUCUGGAGAAUUGCCUGCUGGCUCUAGAGACGGACCACGGUAGUGCUAGCAUGCCGACUGCAGACUGCUUCGGGAUGCCCGGGGAGGAAUCAGAGCCUCAAUUGUUAUGGAAUAAUACUUCUAACGUGUCAGCGGAAGAAAUCACAUCCCAGAUCUGCUUUGAUCUCGGAGCUUUAUAUUUUUUCAAAGGGGAUUACAGGAAAGCCUUUGAAAAAUUCCGGGUGUGCAAGCAGCUGAAAAGUCAGCUGACAGAAGCUGUGUAUUGUUGGGUUGAUGAGAACCGUUUGCGAGGCUACCUCACCAGCUGCAGCUGUCUACUUGGAGUCAGUGCCGAUGUCAAGACUCCAAGUCUGUUUGACAGGGCUGAGCUUGCUCGCAAGAAAGAGUUUCAGGGAAUAGUGGAGAUUUUGUGUGAGGACAACCUGAGUCAGGAGUUGGACAUGUCUUACAGAGGCAACCUACAAGAUGAACUGUUGAGACGACGAAUGUUGGAUCUUCAUGUCAGUGUGUACCUGUGUAAUGUUGUACGAGCUGUCACGGAAGGAAAACCUCUGGUCUCUCCCAUUUUGGAAAUUGUGAAAAAUGCAGAUUCAAGUAGACUGGAGUUUCUCACUGAACUUCUGAGCCGUGGACUGAAGAAUUUAUCUGAGUCUCAGAAGUCACAUUUGAAGUGUUUUAUACUGCAUCUGAUAGAGCUGUUACCUGCAGGCAGUGCCUUCUCCCAGAAAGUUCUCUCUUCUGAUCUGGUGAGCCAUUUUAACAGAGCUGAAGUAGAGGAGCUAGCCACCGACGAUGUGGACAGCAACAACCAGUAUCUGCUCGAUGUCGGCAUGGAAGACGCCACGGCCAUGACCAACUUUCCUUCCACUAGAGAGUCAUCCUACAACGUCAGCGAUGUGGAAGGCCAGUUGUUGACUGUCUACGACCCAAGGCUCAUCAAGGAUAUACUUCUGGAGUUGUACGAUAACAGAGGACUCAAUGCAAUGCAGAUUAUCUCCCUUAAUGAUAAGUGGAAAGUGCCUAAGGAGCUGAAACAACUUCUGGAGUCAAAUAACACUGAUAAACUAAGAGAAUUUGACAAAAUCUACUUGUACGUGUUGAUUGCUAAAGCUCGUCACUGCAUGGAUUUGAGAAUUUAUGAGAGAGCACGUCAGUUGUUGCGGAUGGUGGAGUCCAUCUUGUCAGAUGUAUCAUUUGUGGCAGCUCGGCAGUCCAGCUGGCAGGUAUUGCUAAUGGAGCUCAACCAGUUUGAUUUCAAACACGUGGUCAGCGAUGGCCAGAACCUGCCCAGUCUGAUCCUGCAGUGCAAACAGUGUUUAACCGUCAUCAGGCUUGGCCAAGUGUUGAGCUGGUGGAGCACUGCUUGUGCUUUCCUGUGCAACAUGGCAGAGUGGCAGUAUCUCUCUGACCUCACUAACACAGCUGAUGGCUUUAUUGAGUUGUCCAGACUUCUGGCUGGCCUGGUCAGGGACAUCCAGCUGAAGAAGAAUGUCAGAAAACAAGCCCGCGACUUAUGGGACGCCGUGUUGACCAUUUACCAGCCAG